AAUAGCUCUCCACAAACACAUUGAGGCAGUUCACCCCUCUCAUCAGCAGCCUAUUCCCAGAGAAAUUCCAUUCAGGGUUUUGUUUUUGUUUGGGGGACAGGCUGCACCUAUCUGUUUCCAGUUGUCGGAACCUGUUAUGGACUUGUGGUGUUAAAUUGCUUGACAACAGGAAACGCCAAGGCAUAACAGUCGGCGAUCAGUCCUCUUUUCACAUGCAAAUUAAGUUUCUGGCAAACAGUUGAAAUAGUGGCCUCAGCUGAGAAACAUUUCAAUACAAAUACCCUUCGCCAAAGGUGUAACUUUUAAAUGUUAGUCAGAUGAAUUAUUGAUUGGUAUUUCUCAAUAACAGGAAGCACACUUGCUACCAACUGACUGUGACAUCUGUAACUGUGUCUUUGAGGAUAGCCAUGACCGAGACAAAUAUAUUAAUGGAUGAAAAGGGAGCAUUAUUCAUUCCCUUUAAUGCCCUCACAGAAUUAUCUGUUGAUGAGCCACCACAAGAAUCAAUUAAAACCGAUUCAGGUGGAACACUUACCCAGCAAGGAGGAGGAGGCGCCACACCUACCCAACAGAGAGGAGGAGGAGCAACAUCUAUCCUGCAAGGAGAAGGAGCAUCACCCACCCACCGAGAAGGAGGAGGUCCAGCACCUACCCAACAGGAACAAGGAGGGGCAACACUUGCCCAGCAAGAAGGAGGAGGCGCAACAUCUAUCCUGCAAGAUGGACGCAGAGCAACACUUACCCAGCAGGAAGAGGAGAAGCAUAAACCCAGCAAUUUGCUCACACUUUCCAAUCAAAAUGUAACAGAUGGCAAUGCAAGUAAGGAGAAUCCUCCUAGGGUGAGUUCAUCAGAAAGCAAGUCCACAGAUUAUGCAGAACACAUCGGCACCAAGAAAAGGGAUGAGGUCACUACGGUAAUGGAAAAUACACAAAUAUCAAAGUCACCCUCUGUGUCCAACUCAGAGGAAAUGAACACUGAGAAGGAAAUGGCUUCUCUAACUCUCUUUGAAAAUACACAAGGUCAGUCUCAGCAAAUGUCUAAUGGCACUCAGGAUAAUGUGCUCAAGACACCAGACAGCUCUCAGAACAAGUCUACAAUAAUCCUCCAAAAGAGAACAAGUGCAGAUAAUCUCCGAGGAGAAAGUGUGGAUGACCAUGGCACAGUGGGCGAACCUGAAUCCAAUUCAGAGCACUCUGACGGCAAGGAUCAGUUGUACCCUCUGAGAAAGAUGAAAAUGGAUGAAGACAGUAAAAGCAUGGAAAAGUUGACCCACACUGAGACAACAGGCUUAGCCAUAAAAGAUAAGGGCAAACAAGUGAUUCAAGAGAAUGCUGAAGAACACACAGCUGAAAGAUCCAUUCAAAAGUCCAAACAAGUGGUCAUUGCAACACCUGAGGGAAAGAGGGAUGAGACUACGGUAGAGAAUACUGCCCACCAUCUGCUGCCUCCGAUGGAGAGCAGCAAAGAGAGCAAGCCACCAAGAGAACAUAAGGAUGCCCAUUCGCAGUCCACACAAUUGAAAAGGGAUCAACUCUACCCUGAAGAGUCCAUUGUUGACGAGGAGGCUCAUCCCAAACAGGUGAAUUCAGAAUCUGGAAUUCGUGAGGAUAUGACAACUCCACCAGCAAGCACCAUUUCCAUCAUAUCCCAGCCACAGUCACCUGAAAAGAAGCUAUCUGUCACAAGAGAACGUACAGAGACUCACAUCGAAAAGACACUGGGAAAUGACAACAAAGUUGUGGUAAACCCUAACACUGCAGUUGUAAGUAAAGAGCCACAUAACCACGGCAAUGCAGAGGUUUCCCCUAAAACUCAACCUUACCUGGGCACCUCAGCAUUGGGAGUCGAUCACCAGGAAACCAAUCCAGAUGUUAAGGGGACCAGGACAGUGAAUGAUCCACAGAAAACAUUUCCCAGAGACGCUCCACUAGAAAAGUUGCAAAAUACCCAACCAAUGGAGCUGCCAAUUUACUCAGAACCUCUGCAGUUUCAAGAGCAUUUGUACAUGGAAGCUGACAACAUUCAACUGCUGGAGGAUCCCAACAUGGCUCGUCUCGACCAUGUCUCUCUGAAUAUUGCCGUGACAGGCAUGACUGGUGCAGGGAAGUCGACCUUCAUCAAUGCAAUCAGGGGGAUUGAUAAUGAUGACAAGGAUGCAGCCCCAACUGGGGUAACUGAGACUUCCAUGGUUGCGUGUCCAUACCCUCAUCCCUCAAUGCCUAAUGUUAGCCUAUGGGACCUGCCAGGAACAGGGAGUCCCAAGUUCAAGGCAAAGAAAUAUCUGAAAGCUGUCAAAUUUGAAAGGUAUGACUUUUUCAUCAUCAUUUCCUCUGAGAGGUUCAAAGAGAAUGAUAUGAUGCUUGCCAGAGAGAUACUGACUAAAAAAAAGAAAUUCUAUUUCCUGCGCUCAAAAAUAGACAACGAAGUUCGCGCUGAACAGAACAGGAAGAACUUUGAUGAGGAGAAAUUGCUUGAUCAUAUCAGACAAGACUGUAUAAACCAUUUAAAGAAUAUUGUACAACCCUCAGUGUUCUUGAUAUCCUCCCUUGAUUUAAACAAAUAUGAUUUCCUAUUGCUGAUGGAAACUCUGUCAAGGGAUCUUCCUGAGCACAAGAAAGAUGCUCUGGUGUUGUUCUUGCCCAUCUAUUCCACUGAGGCGCUGGAGAGCAAAAUCAAAGUGUUGGAGGGCACGGCCUUCUCUUUGGCCAAAGCAGCAGCCACCGUCUCCAUGGCACCAGUUCCCGGCCUAGCGAUGGCCUGCGACGCUGGAAUCCUGCUUGGCUUCUUCUCCAAGUGCUACUACGCUUUUGGCUUGGACGACAAGUCCCUGGAUAAGCUCUCUGAGAGAGUGAACAACCACUCGCUGAGAGAAGUGCGGGAGUCCCGACCUUUGGUCAUGGCCGUGCGAAAGAAGGAGCUGAGCAGCAAGGAGCUCUCCGCACUGGGGAGUAGACGGGCAGCCCUUGAGUUCGCCUACAGUCUGGUGCCCGUCUGGGGAAGCAAGAGGGCAGCCAGCAUGUCCCACUCCACCACCCUGGGCCUACUGACCGAUGGGUUGAAGGAGAUGGCAGACACCGCCAGAGAGGUGCUUAAGACAGCCAGAAUUGAUCACAUCAGGUCAGAAAGCUGAAAAUGGAGGGUGGAGAUGCUAUUAGCUAUAAUGAUACCUCAGAAAGUUAUGUUGGGCAUCUCCAAAUAUGGUUUGUGUCUUUGUGCUUUUAUUUUUAAUGGAAACAUACAGUUACUGUUUUUUCCUUUUUUUAAUUGUUUCAAUGUUAUUCUGUCGUGUAAGGUCAAUGCUGGUUUUUGCUCUAUACCCACAGUCAGUCUUACGUGUUGAAAUGUUGAAAUUCAAAGAGGACGACUUUAAAUGCCUGGGGCUUGUGUUAUUCGUAUUGGCCUUUUAAGGCUCAAUGACCUUUUUCUGUAUAGAGGUGUUCAAAUGUAUAAUAUUUCUUGUUGAAACAUGAAUAAUUGAUUAUAUAAUAAAUAUUGUCAUCAUUGU
Molecule: messenger RNA, 3506 nt
Organism: Sardina pilchardus (European sardine)
Lineage: Eukaryota; Metazoa; Chordata; Actinopteri; Clupeiformes; Clupeidae
Exons: 3
Coding region: 408-3131 (907 amino acids)
Cellular component (GO): membrane
Molecular function (GO): GTP binding
Source: RefSeq, a predicted model, not a curated record